Helianthus annuus (common sunflower) is the source of this 1339-nucleotide messenger RNA. RefSeq names its product calcineurin B-like protein 9. The transcript is spliced from 9 exons. Gene Ontology annotation, biological process: calcium-mediated signaling. Gene Ontology annotation, molecular function: calcium ion binding; kinase binding. Bases 134 to 889 code for a protein of 251 amino acids. The record is from RefSeq and is a predicted model, not a curated record. Lineage: Eukaryota; Viridiplantae; Streptophyta; Magnoliopsida; Asterales; Asteraceae.
CUAAUGCCAGCUCUACAGAAGUCACCAUUAUUUGUCCAACCAUUUAAUCUUUGUCAUGACUUCAAUUCCAUCUCUAUCUCUCCAUGGUUUUCAAUUGUUGAUGAGCAGCUGAAACCAUCUUGCAUCAGGGGGGAUGAUGAACACAUCAAAUGAUUCAUCGAGAUGGAACAUUGGAGACAAGAUUUGCGCUGCAUUUACCCCAAUUAUUAUCAUAGCUGAAGUCAUAUUAUUCACCUUCUCUUGUUGCUUCGAUUUCAACCCUCCUUCUGUUUCCAAGAAACUUCGCUUUGAUCAUCAUCAGCUUUCUCGCCUUGCUUCUGGAUCUAAUUUUACUGUUAAUGAAGUGGAGGCGCUUUUUGAACUAUUUAAAAGCUUGAGUUCCUCCAUUAUUGAUGAUGGAUUGAUACACAAGGAAGAGCUCCGGUUAGCACUAUUCAAUACCCCUCAGGGCGAGAAUCUAUUUUUGGACCGGGUCUUUGAUCUUUUUGAUGAAAAGAGGAAUGGUGUGAUUGAGUUUGAGGAAUUUGUCCAUGCUCUAAGUAUCUUCCAUCCCAAUGCACCUACAGAAGAUAAAAUAAAAUUUGCUUUUAGGCUCUAUGAUCUAAGACAGACGGGGUAUAUUGAGCGAGAGGAAGUGAAGCAGAUGCUCAUAGCAAUAUUAAUAGAAUCCGAGAUGACCUUAUCAGAUGAUCUUCUUGAGGCUAUUAUUGACAAAACAUUUGUUGAUGCGGAUGCUGAUGGAGAUGGUAAGAUUUGUCAGGAGGAAUGGAAAGAGUUUGUCCUUCGUUACCCCGGCCUUCUGAAGAACAUGACUCUUCCUUACCUUGCGGAUAUCACCACAGCAUUUCCAAGUUUUGUUUUCCACACAUCGGUCGAGGAUGCAAAUUGAAAACAUUUUUUCAUCAUCAUGAAAAAAGCCACUCUGCGAAAAACUCACAUGAUGCUGAUCUCGACUAGAUGGAUACGCGCUUCAAAAAGAAAAAGCCACAACCCGAUGCUCUCUUCGCCCCAUGAAAAUUUCCGCAGGCAAGUUGAAACCUUUGGGGGAAAAAAUCUUAACUUGUAUAUUAAAAUACCCAAAAUGGCUUCAAAAAUAGUAAAUAUUGAAAAUUUAAAGCGGAGGACGACGACGUAAAUGUUUCACAAUGGUGAAGUACUUGACAAACAAACAGGUACUGUUCUCAGUUUUAACAUGUAAAUAUAAGUUAUUCCAAAUGCAACUUGGUGGUAUAUAUAUAGUAUAUAGAACCAAACUAAUUUGAAUAGUAUACCAGAUUUCUUGUUUUCAAGUAAUUUUGUUUGCUACAAAUUGUCUGUAAUGAUUAUCAUGUUUAUGGAA